Molecule: messenger RNA, 1959 nt
Organism: Cucurbitaria berberidis CBS 394.84
Lineage: Eukaryota; Fungi; Ascomycota; Dothideomycetes; Pleosporales; Cucurbitariaceae
Exons: 4
Biological process (GO): transmembrane transport; carbohydrate transport
Cellular component (GO): membrane
Molecular function (GO): carbohydrate:proton symporter activity
Source: RefSeq, a predicted model, not a curated record
UGCUUCGGCUUCGCGCAAGGUGUCAUGGGCGGUCUGUUGACCGUCCCUGCAUUUCUUGAGUGGUUUCCACAAGUCGAUAUUAUCAGCAACUCUUCGUUCCAUAACGCAUGGGUCACAGGUCUUACGGUCGGAGUAUGGCAUGUAGGCUGUAUUGUCUCUGCCCUUCUCACUAUCUUUAUCGGUGACGCCCUGGGACGUCGGCGUACGCUUAUUCUCGGGCUCACAUUCUGGGUGAUCGGUGAGAUUAUUCAAGCAUCGUCGUACAGUUUUGCGCAGUUUCUCGCGGGACGCGCGAUAGCUGGUUUUGGCAACGGCUUCACCACUUCCACCACGCCUGCCUACCAAGCAGAAUGCGUGAAAUCCCACCGCAAGGGCACGAUUCUUAUGAUCAGCGCUGGAGCCUUCGUCUCCUUCGGUCUAGCCCUCUCAUACUGGCUGGUCUUCGGCUUCGCAUACAUCAGCAACUCCUCCGCAGCAUGGCGCGUCCCCAUCGCGUUCCAAAUCAUAUUCGCGUUACCAGCCAUCGUCAUGCUGUUUUUCCUCCCAGAAUCACCACGUUGGCUGAUACUAACGGGAAGGGAGGAAGAGGCGCUCAUAGUCCUCGCAGCGCUGAACGAUGCAGAUACCAGUGACUUCGAGAUCAGAGACGAGUUCCUGCAGAUCAAGGACGCUAUUUUGAUCAUGGCGCAAGGCUCUACAACAAGCAUGUUUUCUAAUAAAGAGCGACGGAGUUUCCACCGCAUAGUCCUUGCAUACUUCGUUCAAGUCUUCCAACAGGGCACCGGUAUUAACCUCGUCCUUCAGUACCUCUCCUGGAUUCUUCUAACUCAAAUGUCAUACACUGGAUGGGUAUCACGGCUUCUCGCCAGCUGCUCCGCCACCGCAUACUUCCUAGCCUCAUUUAUCACAGUUGUCGGAAUCGAUCGCUUCUGGGGUAGGCGUUCGCUAAUGUUGUUUGGGGCUGCGGGGAUGUCAGGGUGCAUGGUGUUGCUUACGCUGUUGCAGUACAUGUGGCUCGAGGUCAACAUUGAGGCAGCAAGAAUUGCUGGCACGGUGUUUUUGUUCGGCUUCUCUGUGUUCUUUGCCAUCGGAUGGCAAGGCAUGGCAUGGCUGUACCAGGUCGAAAUCGUCCCAUUGAGGAUUCGCGGGCCGGCAAAUGGAUUGAGUACUAGUGCGAACUGGACUUUGAACUUCCUCAUUGUUUUCAUUACCCCUAUAGCCUUCCAACGCAUCUCAUACCGCACAUGGAUCAUCUUCGCCGCCACAAACUUCGCUAUCAUCCCACUUGUGUAUUACUUCUACCCCGAGACCGCCUUCCGCUCCCUCGAAGAAGUGGACGUUAUCUUUCAGCUAGCGAACGACGCUCCUGGCAAUCCCUGGCUGAAUGCAGUCAGGUUCAGUAAGAGCGAACCCUUAUGGUUUGGCCAAAGGGGCGAGAAAGGCUUCAAUUACGGAGAUUCAAGCUGGCAUAAGAGGCUGGUCGAUAGCGUUAUCAGCAGUGGUAGUGGUAGUGGAAAUGGUAGUGGCAGUGCAAAUGAGAAGUAUCAUGGCAAGGAUGGGUUAUCUGACAGUACAUCACCCGGCGCAGGGUCGAGUGAUUGGAAUUCUGGAAACCAAACAACGCCACCUCGACGCCCAGCAUCAGAGUCCCCUAUUGAUCCUAUGCUGAGUACUUCGCCUCCUCUGUCUCCAGCGAUGACAGUCACUACAACGAUCCGAAGCGACAGGGAGAAACGCCCCAAUAAGCUACGGAAGAAGAAUAGCAGCAGAGCAGUCCAAAACUCAGUAAGCAGCGAACAUUCAAUAAUCGGAACCAGAAGACUAUCCGAUCCCCUGGCGCCUACCCACCAAAGGACACGCAGUGAUAGCGAAAGCUCGAUACAUUCUGUGCAGCCGGAGUGGUGGACAGAAACCCUCGCUCCGGCACCACUGUCAAUUCGUUCCAGAACGCCGUCAGAG